UCGCAUUUGCAAGCUGAAGCACACCGAGUAUACGAGGCGUACUCUUUUGUAACCUAUACUAACAUGUGGGAAGACACGAGGUAUCCGAUAUUGUUUGCCAGUGGUGUCUUCUCGCACAUUACCUACUUCGCCCGCGGUGAACACCAUCUAUCCGGGGCGCUGUACGUUCAAAUCUUCGGCUUGGCUUUCGCGGCCCUCACGCUUGUGAGUCACGGAGGGGGGAGCAGUAUUCGUGAUGGCUUCACCCAAGCCUUCGGCGUCAUGUUCUCUUACCUUGUGGGGGUUUUCUUCAGCUUAGCGAUCUAUCGCCUGUUCCUCCAUCCGUUGCGUACGUUUCCUGGUCCCACCUGGGCCAGACUGUCGGGUCUGUGGCUCGCCUGGAGAGCCCGCCGACGCGAUGCUUUUCGACAGGUGAAGUCCAUGCAUGAUCAGUACGGCCCGAUUGUUCGAGUUGGACCGACAGAUCUGUCUAUUGCACACCCCAGCGCGGUGGAUAUCGUGCACGGCUUCGGCACACAAUGCACCAAGGGUCCGUGGUACGACGUUUACAGGCCCAUGGUGUCUUUACAUAUCUAUCGCAGCAAGGUGGAACACGACCAGCGACGACGUGUUUGGAGCGCUGCAUUUGGCGAUCGCGCAUUACGCGGGUAUGAGCUGCGCCUGCACAAGUACCGCAAGCAGCUUCUCGACCAGAUCGUGGCUCGCCACGGCCAGCCCAUGAGCGUUACCAAAUGGUUCUAUUCAUAUAGCUUCGACGUCCUGGGCGACCUGGCCUUUGGCAAGUCAUUUAACAUGCUAGAGACAGGGCGGGAGCAUUGGGCCGUCACGAUGAUCAACGAGGGUGUUCAGGCCCUAGGAUUUAACCUCCCUACCUGGCUGUUUAGGCUGUUAGUGAACGUCCCGGGAUUGGCGAGAGGCUGGCGAAGACUCUUUGAUUUUGCCGAGCAACAAAUGCAAGAGCAAAUCAAAGCGGAAGUUGAAUUUCAGACCAUCGGGUCAGCUUUGGCAGCACCUCUGAAAGGCCGUGAACCUCGACAGGCAGAUCUAGAUCUUCUUAGAGGAGAUGGGCAGCUGAUCGUGGUCGCCGGAAGUGAAACUACGGCGGUGGUCCUCUCGCUUGUCAUCUACGAACUAGCUCGACGCCCCGGGCAACUCGAGAAACUGCGACAGGAAAUCGCACCGUACGUAUCUGAUCCUGGAGAGGAGAUAUUAAACAGCGACAUUCAACAUCUUGAGCAUUUAAACGCAGUCAUCAUGGAAGUUCUGCGUCUGUACCCGCCCGUUCCGACGCAGAUGCAGCGCAAGACCCCACCGGAUGGCAUCGCAGUUGAAGGUGUUCAUAUCCCCGGAAACACCUUGAUAUGGACCCCCUUAUAUACCAUCGGCCGCAGUGAGUCUUGA
This is a messenger RNA of Aspergillus melleus, 1401 nucleotides long. Its product is annotated as cytochrome P450. Gene Ontology annotation, molecular function: heme binding; iron ion binding; oxidoreductase activity, acting on paired donors, with incorporation or reduction of molecular oxygen. Lineage: Eukaryota; Fungi; Ascomycota; Eurotiomycetes; Eurotiales; Aspergillaceae. The transcript is spliced from 3 exons. The record is from RefSeq and is a predicted model, not a curated record. The coding region runs from base 64 to 1401 and encodes 445 amino acids.